AUGAUUAACGUGUUAAUAUCGCUGGCAAAAGAGAAAACUUCGCCACCACUGCAUGGAGCUGCUUAUGAAGAACUUGUUAACACAAUAUAUAGGCAAAAGAAAAUGAAAGAGAAAAUUCAAGAAUCAUUUAAGAGAAUAAAAAACGCUUUCAAGAAAAUGCAAGAAAAAUAUGAUGAAUGUGAACGACUUAGCUUGUUCGCAAAAUAUGUUCGCUUGCAACAAAUGAUUAGCGAGGUCAUUGUACUAGAGGAGCAGUAUUGGCAAUUGGUUAAUGUACCCGAACCGCUAGGAUCAGAAUCUACUGUAGAUUAUAUUAACAGGAUUAUGGAUGUCGUUGAUAAUUCAAAAGUUCCUCCUCGUAGAGGAAUUGUUUCAUUAAUUGGUGCUGCGCUUGACUUUGAUACCACAAAAAAAAUGACGGUUUAUGAGGCUAUUAAAAUCGUCGAAUUUCCAGGGCUUUCAACUGAUGAGAUGCAAGCAGAACGUGAUCGCCUUUAUAACGAAAUAUAUAGGUUGAUAAAGCAAUAUUUAAGUCUAAGAAUGGUAUUGAAGCAAUUAUGUUCCAGAUAUCAUGUCUCUUUAUUUUUGCCAAUAUUUCCUCGAUAUAAUCUUUUAAAGGCCCUCAUUAAGAACACUCUUAGAGCACCAGUUUUUGUUGAAAUUUGUCUUAAGCCAGACGACCAAUCUUAA
Molecule: messenger RNA, 690 nt
Organism: Dracunculus medinensis (Guinea worm)
Lineage: Eukaryota; Metazoa; Nematoda; Chromadorea; Rhabditida; Dracunculidae
Source: the annotation of a GenBank genome assembly